AUGUUCAAGAAGGCAUUACCAUUAGUCACCAAGCUCACAACACCAAAAGGUAUCACUUAUAACCAACCUCUUGGUUUAUUCAUUAACAAUGAAUACAUACACCCAAAGCAACAAAAGACAUUUGAAGUUAUUUCUCCUUCCACCGAGGAUAAAAUAACUGAUGUUUACGAAGCUUUAGAAGAAGAUAUUAAUACGGCUGUUGAUGCCGCACAAGCCGCAUAUCACAAUGGUUGGGCUCAAGGGCCACCAGAACAAAGAUCAAAAGUUUUGUUCAAAUUGGCCGACUUGAUUGAACAAAAUGCCGAGUUAUUAGCUCAAAUUGAAACUUGGGACAAUGGUAAAUCCUUACAAAACGCCAGAGGUGAUGUUGCUUUGACUGCUGCUUAUUUCAGAUCUUGUGGUGGUUGGGCCGAUAAAAUCUUGGGUUCCCAAAUCAAUACUGGUAACACCCAUUUCAACUACACUCAAAGAGUUCCAUUGGUCUGUGGACAGAUUAUUCCUUGGAAUUUCCCAUUGUUGAUGGCUUCUUGGAAAUUGGGACCAGUUCUUGCUACUGGUUCUACCACCGUUUUAAAGACUGCUGAAUCCACUCCAUUGUCUGCUUUAUAUCUUUCUCAAUUAUUAGUUGAAGCUGGUAUGCCAAAAGGUGUUGUCAACAUUGUCUCCGGUUUUGGUGCUACUGCUGGUGCUGCCAUUGCUAAACAUCCAAAGAUUGAAAAAGUUGCUUUUACCGGUUCUACUGCCACGGGUAAAAUUAUCAUGAAAUUGGCUGCUGAAUCGAACUUGAAGAAAGUUACUUUGGAAUUGGGUGGUAAAUCUCCAAACAUUGUUUUCAAUGAUGCUGAUUUGGACAAGACCAUUCAAAACUUGAUUGUUUCUAUCUUUUACAAUUCUGGUGAGGUUUGUUGUGCUGGUUCUCGUCUCUUAGUUCAAUCUGGUGUUUACGACCAAGUUGUUAAAAAAUUCAAAGAAGCUGCUGAAACUGUUAAGGUUGGUAACCCAUUUGAGGAAGAUACUUUUAUGGGUGCCCAAGCUUCUGAAGUCCAAUUGUCCAAGAUUUUGAAAUACGUCGAAUCUGGUAAAUCACAAGGUGCUACUGUCGUUACUGGUGGUGCUAGAGCUGACGGAAAAGGUUACUUUGUUAAACCAACUAUUUUUGCCGAUGUUAAAAAAGAUAUGGAUAUUGUGAGAGAAGAGAUCUUUGGUCCAGUUGUCACUUUGAUCAAAUUUGACACCGUUGACGAAGCUGUUGAAUUGGCCAAUGAUUCCGACUAUGGUUUAGCUGCAGGUAUCCACUCUACUGAUGUCAACAAGUGUAUUGAUGUAGCCAACAGAGUUAAAGCUGGUACUGUUUGGGUUAACACCUAUAACGAUUUCCACCCAAUGGUUCCAUUCGGAGGAUUCAGUGCUUCUGGUAUUGGUAGAGAAAUGGGUGAAGAAGUCUUGCAUGAAUACACUCAGGUCCGAGCUGUGAGAAUGAAAAUUAACCCACCAAACUAA
Candida dubliniensis CD36 is the source of this 1500-nucleotide messenger RNA. It is a transcript of the gene ALD5, whose product is annotated as aldehyde dehydrogenase (NAD(P)(+)). Gene Ontology annotation, molecular function: aldehyde dehydrogenase (NAD+) activity. Lineage: Eukaryota; Fungi; Ascomycota; Pichiomycetes; Serinales; Debaryomycetaceae. The record is from RefSeq and is a predicted model, not a curated record. The coding region runs from base 1 to 1500 and encodes 499 amino acids. The transcript has a single exon.